AUGGACGAGAGCGAGAAUUACGUAAACAUGCGGCUUCCAAGAACGGACCCACAAGCUCGUUCGAGAGCUGAACCGGAUGUAUCGUACGUGCAAUUGAAUAUCACGGCCCUCUCGGUGCCCCGGGUCCGGGGAGAUGGAGGCGGUCUGAGCUCCACCUACGCAGAGGUGAACGUUCUGAACGACGAGCCCGUCUUCGAUGAGGAUCACGCUCCUCCCAUUGCCACAGGACUCAGCAAGCUGCCAAACAAUGCCCAAGCAGCUGCGCAUGAACAGGAGUCGAAAGUGAAGAUCGGAAAUAGACCGCACCGUCUGAUCUGCUUACUCUGCCUCGUUACGUCCGCCCUCAUCGUGACAGUGGGCGGUCUCUUGAUCCAUGUAUCACAGCUUCGUCAGUCUAAGAUCACCUCCGACCGAAACUACCAUGAGUUAAAUUCAACCGUUCAAUCCAAGCUAUCUGCGCUCAACGCUAAUCUGUCCGAUUUUGAACGAAUGCACAACGAUCUCCGUCACCACUUCGCUGAGAUGGAAAUGAAGUACAGAUCUGUCAACGAAACCAAGGUUCAAAUCUGUGAAUUGUUGACCAGCAGAAGAGGAAUGCGGACUUGGGUCUCCUGUACACGGUGUCCCCUGAAACGUCCGACUGCGGAUACUGCAACCCGAACGGAGGGCGUUACCAUUGCGAUCGAGAUCAACGUUUCAUCUGCGAGCAGUCCGCACCUUUUGCUGAAAAGAUCCAGCGACUCUGUCAGCAGCCAGAGGAGGCGACGUGAAUCAAGGGACGAACCGCAAUGUCGCCUCUUUCUCUCUCCUUCACUCUCACUCACUGAUCCUUUCGAACUUCCUUCCCACCCUCUCUGCCUCUCUCUUCACUCCAUCUCUUCCUCUUGUCGCAAACUCCUUCUCCCCACUGCACACCUGCAAACCUCUCCCCGUCUAUCCCCUCCAUUCUCGCCGUUCCCUCCGUCCCGUUCUUUCUCUGUUGCCUCUGCCCAACUGUUUCGUCUCUCUCAAACAAUAUUCCUGGACAACUUCGAUGUAUGCAACUCUGUUUUUCUCCAGAAACAGGGCGGCCUCACCGACGUCUUGUACCACGGCAACGUGACCUCCCGACUCCUGUACUCAGUGUGACUGGUGAACACCAGCGGGCCAAGUGUCCUGUCCACCCUAUCGAAUG
This is a messenger RNA of Hypanus sabinus (Atlantic stingray), 1174 nucleotides long. RefSeq lists its product as uncharacterized. NCBI's taxonomy places the organism in Eukaryota, Metazoa, Chordata, Chondrichthyes, Myliobatiformes, Dasyatidae. Bases 1 to 1128 code for a protein of 375 amino acids. The transcript is spliced from 7 exons. The record is from RefSeq and is a predicted model, not a curated record.